Molecule: messenger RNA, 552 nt
Organism: Parnassius apollo (apollo)
Lineage: Eukaryota; Metazoa; Arthropoda; Insecta; Lepidoptera; Papilionidae
Source: the annotation of a GenBank genome assembly
AUGUUGAAAGAGAGUACUAGAUACGAUAGCCGUAACACUGUUCAGGAAGAAGGUCGUCCGUUAGCAUCUAGUAGAUUACCAGCUAUAGAAGAAUUGACCCUUGGCCUUAAACAAAAGCUUCACCUGCAAGCUCGAGCUCGUGCUGCACCUUAUUAUAUUAGAAAGCAAGAGCCUGUCGAUCUUGUGGAAAGUUGUGAAAGUGUGGAACGUGUUGUGAAAUCGCUUGAGUGUAAAAAACGUGUCGGAUUACAAUGGUGCUAUAUGCGGAGAGCGUGCGAGAACGAGAUGGCCAACUAUGACGUGUCAGGCAUGACAAAAAUCACGAGAACGAACCAAAAUGGCCGCCGGUUUUUGGCGAGUGGGCAGCCUUUCAAAAGACUGUCGUCAUCAUUCAGAAUGGGAAAAACAACGGUGACCAACAUAGUUUAUAGCACGUGUAGAGCUAUGUGGAAAAAUUUAGUGGAUUUACAUAUGCCAAAACCAACAGAAGUAUUAUUGAAAAGAAUAUCGGAAAAAUACUACGAAUAUCAAUUCCCUUUACUAUACGAAUAA